Drepanopeziza brunnea f. sp. 'multigermtubi' MB_m1 is the source of this 1788-nucleotide messenger RNA. RefSeq lists its product as uncharacterized. Lineage: Eukaryota; Fungi; Ascomycota; Leotiomycetes; Helotiales; Drepanopezizaceae. Gene Ontology annotation, molecular function: IMP cyclohydrolase activity; phosphoribosylaminoimidazolecarboxamide formyltransferase activity. The record is from RefSeq and is a predicted model, not a curated record. Gene Ontology annotation, cellular component: cytosol. Gene Ontology annotation, biological process: 'de novo' IMP biosynthetic process.
AUGUCGGUCGAUCAAAAAUCAGCCAUCAUCUCUGUCUAUGACAAGACGGGCUUGCUUGACCUUGCCAAAGGCCUGAUCAAGCAAAAUGUGCGCCUCUUGGCUUCUGGGGGAACUGCCAAGAUGAUCAGAGACUCGGGGUUUUCUGUAGAAGACAUAUCGGCCAUUACACACGCACCCGAAAUGCUGGCAGGCCGAGUCAAGACCCUCCACCCUGCAGUCCAUGCCGGCAUCCUCGCUCGCGACCUCGCGUCCGACGAAAAAGACCUGGCAGAGCAGAAUAUCAACAAGGUGGACUACGUCAUCUGCAACCUCUACCCGUUCAAGGAUACCGUUGCGAAGAUCAAUGUUACAAUUCCAGAAGCAGUGGAGGAAAUCGAUGUUGGAGGAGUUACGUUGAUUCGAGCUGCAGCAAAGAACCAUGGCAGGGUCACAAUCUUGACCGACCCCAAGGACUACCCUGAGUUCUUACAAGAGAUUGAGAAGGGAGAGGUUACGGAAGGCGCACGAAAUCUCUACGCCUUGAAGGCUUUUGAGCAUACCGCAGACUAUGACGCGUCCAUUUCUGAUUUCUUCCGAAAGCAUUACGCGGGAAAUGGUAUUCAGCAGAUGGCUCUUCGAUAUGGCGCCAACCCCCACCAGAAGCCCGCCGCAGCUUUCACGAAGAUGAGUCCUCUUCCAUACAAGAUCCUUUGCGGAUCUCCUGGUUACAUUAACCUUCUCGAUGCUCUCAAUGCGUGGCCCUUGGUCAAAGAAUUGAAGGCCGCCCUCGGACAUCCUGCCGCCGCAAGCUUCAAGCAUGUCUCCCCUGCCGGAGCUGCUAUUGGCGUUCCUCUUACUGCCGAUGAGAGAAAAGUCUACAUGGUCGAUGACAUCGAAGGCCUCGAAAACUCCCCACUCGCACAAGCAUAUGCUCGUGCUCGUGGUGCUGAUCGUAUGAGCAGCUUCGGUGACAUGAUUGCUUUGAGCGACAUCGUCGAUGUGCCCACUGCCAAGAUAAUUUCUAGAGAGGUUUCAGAUGGUGUUAUUGCUGCUGGCUACGAAGAUGCUGCUCUCGAGAUCUUGCAGAAGAAGAAGGGUGGUAAGUACCUGGUUCUUCAAAUGGACCCUGAGUACGAUCCGGCUCCCCAGGAGUCGAGAACCGUCUAUGGUAUCACUUUGACCCAACACCGUAACGAUAUCAAGAUAUCGCCCAAGUCUUUCGCCUCUAUCAUCACACCUAAGGAAUCGGGCCCACUAGCAGAUUCUGCUCUCCGUGACUUGACCGUUGCUACCAUUGCUCUCAAGUACACCCAAAGCAACUCAGUCUGUUACGCUCUCAACGGCCAAAUAAUUGGUCUCGGUGCUGGACAGCAGUCGCGUAUCCACUGCACCCGUCUUGCCGGUGAUAAGGCCGACAACUGGUGGUUGAGGUUCAACCCAAGAGUCCUGGGCAUCAAGUGGAAGAAGGGCACCAAGCGACCAGAUAAGAGCAAUGCCAUCGAUCUUCUCGUCAGUGGUCAGCUCCCCACGGACGGUCCCGAAAGGGAGGGAUAUGAGGCCUUCUUUGAUGAGGUUCCAGCAGCAUUUACGGAGCAAGAGCGCUCAGAAUGGCUUGGCAAGCUCAGCGAGGUUGCGGUCUCCAGUGAUGCUUUCUUCCCCUUCAUCGACAACGUUUACCGUGCUGGACGAUCGGGUGUUAAGUACAUUGCUGCUCCGAGUGGGAGCCAGAAUGACUCGGCUGUCUUUCAGACUGCUGAGAAACUCGGUAUCACUUUCGUUGAGCAGAGCAUCCGCCUGUUCCACCAUUAG